Paramecium primaurelia is the source of this 1355-nucleotide messenger RNA. The record is from the annotation of a GenBank genome assembly. Lineage: Eukaryota; Ciliophora; Oligohymenophorea; Peniculida; Parameciidae.
AUGCUUUGGAAAUAAUUCUCAAGGAGAUCUAUUUCACCACAGAAUAAAGAGAACUUAAAUUAACAGGUUGUACAUAUUUUGUUAUCAAAGAGGUUAUAACUAGAAGAAGAGAUAGCAAAAUUUCAAAUCGAUACCAUGACAACUCAUCUUAACUUACAAUAAUUGAAAAUUAUCAAAUACCAAAAUAACCAAAGUUAAAGACAUUGGAUCCCCUUUUUGAUGAAACACUAUGGAAAAUCAAUACAUAAGAUUUAACUUUUAAACUAUUUAAAGAAUCUAUAAUAGAUAGAACAGUAGCAUUUAAAGAAAUAUAUAUGGUAGGAAAAUAAAUAGGUUCAGGUUCAUAUGCUAGUGUUAGAUUAUGUGCAGAUAAAUUAACACUUAAAUCUUAUGCACUUAAAAUUUACAAUAAAUCUAAUAUUUCUACAAGUCGUUAAAAGUCUAUACUUCGUGAAAUUCGCAUACUUCAAAUGAUCAAACAUCCUAAUAUUAUUAAUAUUUAUAAUGUAAUUGAAACUAAUAAUCAUAUCAAUUUACUCUUGGAAUAUAUAGAUGGAAAAUAAUUAAAUAAUUUAAAAGGAUAUAAUUUAAAAUAAGCUUUAUAUUAGAUAGCAUCAGCAUUAAAUUAUUUACAUGCUCGACAAAUUACUCAUAGAGAUAUCAAAAUUGAAAAUAUACUUUAUUCUGAUGGAUAAGUCAAAUUAAUUGAUUUUGGUUUUUCUACUCUCUUUUCCAAUUCCAUCAAAAAAAAGAUAUAUUGUGGAACUCCUAGUUAUAUGGCUCCAGAAAUUGUUAGUAAAUAAUAUUAUAAAGGACCACCUGCUGAUAUUUGGGCUUUUGGGAUUGUUAUAUAUUAUUUAACUCAAGGUUAUUUCCCAUUUAAAGGUUCAAAUGAUAAAGAAUUAUUUCAAUUGAUUAUGUAAUGCAAAAUUAAUUUCAAUUCUAUUAAUGAUCACUAUUUACAAGAUCUAUUAUAUUAAAUGUUAUAAUUCGAUCCAGAAAAUCGCAUUUCUGCAGCAGAAGUAUAUUUCAAUUAUAUUUAGAUUCUCUUGCAUCCAUGGUUUCUAGAUAACAUCAAGCCUAAUAGUAAAUCUCAAAAAUCUAGUUGUACAAAAAUCAAUUCACCUAAAUAAAUCAAUCCUUAUUAAUAAUAUUAAUCUACAGUUAAGAAAAAUGAUAAAGCCUCAAUAGAAUAUCAAUUAGAUCAUUCUUAAAUUAGAAAAGGAGUAGUUUAAUCAUAUAUGAGUUCGGUAGCAUCCAAUAAAUCACCAAUACUUCGAAGAAGAGAUUCAGGAAAUUAAACAUUUGAUAAAAGCAGUAAUUCUGUACUUUAUUUGUUUAAAUACUGUUAAUGA